Molecule: messenger RNA, 2920 nt
Organism: Anguilla rostrata (American eel)
Lineage: Eukaryota; Metazoa; Chordata; Actinopteri; Anguilliformes; Anguillidae
Gene: slc31a1
Product: solute carrier family 31 member 1
Exons: 6
Coding region: 309-896 (195 amino acids)
Biological process (GO): copper ion transmembrane transport
Cellular component (GO): plasma membrane
Molecular function (GO): copper ion transmembrane transporter activity
Source: RefSeq, a predicted model, not a curated record
UGCUGUGGGUUCCAGUGUGGACUGUGAUUGGUGUACAUCGCUGUCUUGCGAACUGUGGCUGCCAGAGUGGAUUGUGCACACCGGUUACUAGGAGACUUGACCAGUCAAGAGGAUUCCGAAGUAACUGGGUCCAUUUUCAAUGAUUUAGCGACGUUAGCCUUUCAGUUAUAAAGACCGAGCAACAUCAUCCAAGACCUUGUGUGUUGUGGGCCGGCGUAUGUAGAACAGAGUGGGGGGGACAGUGCCUAAACGCAAACAUAGUUACAAGGACAUUGGUGCGACCUUAUCUUUGCCAGUUCCACAGAAAGAUGGCUGAACACCACCACGUUCACCACGAGCACAUGGGAACCAUGGCUCCCGCCAUGGCUCCCGCCACGACUAUGUCCCACGGAGGCGACCACGGGGACCAUGGCAACGCUGGCGGCGGUGACGGCGUCCAUCACAUGAUGAUGCAAAUGACCUUCUACUUCGGCUGCAAGAAUGUAGAGCUGCUGUUUGCUGGGCUGGUCAUCAACACACCAGGAGAGAUGGUUGGCGCCUGCAUUGCGGUGUUCCUGAUGGCGGCGCUGUACGAGGGGCUGAAGAUCGGGCGGGAGUACCUGCUCAGGAGGAACCAGGUCAACGUGCGCUAUAACUCCAUGCCCAUCCCCGGCUCGGACGGCACCGUGCUGAUGGAGACCCACAAGACCGUUGGCCAGCGGAUGCUGAGUCUUGCUCACCUGUUGCAGACGGUGCUGCACAUCAUCCAGGUGGUGAUCAGCUACUUCCUCAUGCUCAUCUUCAUGACCUACAACGGCUACCUGUGCAUCGCCGUGGCAGCCGGCGCGGGCGUCGGCUACUUCCUGUUCAGCUGGAAAAAGGCGGUGGUGGUGGACAUCACCGAGCACUGUCACUGACCCUCCUCCUUUCCCUACACUACACACCCGCCCCCACACACACACACACACACACAUACACACUUCCCCCUCUCCUGCCAUCCGAUUCCAUCUGGAAUUUGGCCAAAGCACACUGGGUGGUCGCUGUUCCCUCGUCCAAUUACGAUGUUCCAGGUUGUCUUAAGCAACCUUUAAAACAUCAUAUGAUGCUUUGGUGGACGUAUUCUCACUGAGGGUGAUGUUUUAAAGCUUCUUUUGGGUCCUUUUGAACAUCUCAGGGCAGAGACCUCUAAAUUACCCAUGAAUCAGCAGUUUCUGACCCCCAUUCCACUGCUGUGCCCCUCUUUUUUGACCUGGCCGCCAUUAACACUUCACCUGAAGCAACCCCCACCCCUUCCAGUGUGCACCAGAGUAUUGUAUCAAUUUAAGUAUCGAUUUAAGAAGUUGCCUUAUUAGGGGCUUGAUGACCCUGCGCCACACAGCAUCAUGGCAGCCCCCGGCACUUACGGGCCAUCUCGCAGUUUCCCCAAAAUCCAGCCAGUGAAAGGAAACGGCAAAUCCAGCCAAUCAGGGUCGUGCUGAAUGCAAGCAACCUCUGCCUGCGGCCCACACUGGGCGGGGCUCACUCACACGGGGGCGGUGACAUCACAAAGGGAGAGAGGCCAAGUGACCCGGGUGCCUUACCGAGCCCUUUACCUUAAACAUGCUGUGCUGCAAAGCAGAGUCCACUUCACACAAUCAACGCCAUUGUAAAUCCAAUGUGUUUCUCUGUCUUUUUUUUUUUUUACACCCCUUUGAUGUGGGUACCAUUACGUUCUAGAGGACAUGCCUUAAACUGUGACACUAUCUGAUUCGGGCACGUUGUGAGAGAGCUGGCCCCACCCCCCCCCCCUAUGUUUUAUUCCAUGACAUCACAUGAUUGUGGUGGAGUUUGAAGUCAUGUUGAGCCGAUUUUGGGAAAAAGGUGCAAAUCCGACGGUGACACGAACCUGAAGGAGUGCCAGGCCUCAGAGGCACUGGGGACCAGUGGCCAGUCUUCACCAAACCCGCACGCCUGUUUAAAAAAGAAAAAUCACAACAAUGUAGGCUAUCGUUUUUAUGUGAAGCUUCUAUAAAUGUCUAUUAUGGAUUUAGAAAAUGUGUUGCCAGUAUCACGUAAAAGUAAUUUUAACAUUUUUAAAGUAGCACUAUUAUACUGUAAACUGUAUCAAGGUACUGGCCUUAUAUGUUAGUUUUGACCAUGACUGGACAAUCUUUGUGAACAAUCGUUAUUUUUUGGGAUAAUUCCUUUUAAUGUGUACUCUAAAUACCAGUGUUAAACAGCCGUGGUGGUUAUCGCCCACGUUCCCCUACGGCCUCAACUAAAACGAGGGAACCAUUGACACACCAGUACAGCUUCUGGCUGUUGUGUUAUGAAGGCAAGCACUUCCAGCUAUAACCGGAGGCAGAAGGAGACACUAGUUCACGGAAGUCUUCUCGCACGAUCACAGCGAAGUGCAGAGGUCCCAAGGCUGCCCAGGGAAUUCUGAGCGCCAGCGGUGCGUGACGAGCUCGGGAGGGGUUCGCACGGGCGCUUUAGCCUUCUGUCUUUUACUUCAAACGCCCGCUGUUCCUUUUUUUUGUAUCGGUUGCCCGAGUGUUUGUGUGUGACGCUGGAACGGGAGUCAAAUUCCUGCUGAGAUUACAAGGUCGCCGCUGGUUUUCAGUGCCCGUUGUCGAAAGAGCCGGCGGAUAAUCCAGGCCAUGAAAUGUUUAACCGUUUCUACUUCAGCCCUGCAGAUACUUCUGACCUCUCACUGCUAGUGAACAGACGAUACAGGUUCCAUCCAAAAGCAAAGCCGUUUCUGCUACCUCUGCAAAGUCCAGCGACGAAGCGGGUGGCCGCAUCUUAGAGGAAGUCUGACAGCUGCUGGCGUCAAGCGUCUGUACGGAGAUUGUAGACCGUGUACAUCGCAGCCAUUUUUGUAUAGUUUGAUACAUUUACAGUGCUGUUAUUUUUAUUGUUUAUUUUUAGAAAAUGAAUAAUAAAUGGUCCCAGAUUGAAA